This is a messenger RNA of Cydia splendana, 1904 nucleotides long. RefSeq names its product integumentary mucin A.1-like. Gene Ontology annotation, cellular component: cytoplasmic vesicle; ribosome. The coding region runs from base 126 to 704 and encodes 192 amino acids. Gene Ontology annotation, molecular function: structural constituent of ribosome. The record is from RefSeq and is a predicted model, not a curated record. NCBI's taxonomy places the organism in Eukaryota, Metazoa, Arthropoda, Insecta, Lepidoptera, Tortricidae. Gene Ontology annotation, biological process: translation. The transcript has 3 exons.
GGCAACAAUCUGGCAACAGUGGCAACAUUGCGUUCUUGGUGGAUUCGUCAAGUCAACGCAAAGUGUAGCGUAAUUUUGGAAUUCUUGAAAUAAUCUUGUAAGAAAUAGCUAGAAAGUCUUUCAAGAUGAAGAAAGUAAUUUUUGUUUGCUUGUUGACCGUUUCCGUUUGCCUGAGUGAGCCGCCGAAGCCCGCGGAAGCUGCGGCCUCCACUCCUACAGUCCCCGCGGGCGCCUCUGCCGCCCCCGCUGCCCCCGCCGCCGCCGCCCCGGGCGCCGCCGCCGCGCCGGCGCACGAGGCCGCCCCGCCGGCCGCCGCGCCGACCACAGCACCGAGCACACCCACACCCGCUACCGUCCCAGCCAGCCCUCCCACCGCGACUAACGACUCCAAGAACGCUACGGUGACACCGACGCCCGUCGUUCCGACGAACACCACCAACGAUACUGACGAUAAGAAGAACAAGACUACCGCCAAGCCUGAUACGCCGGUGACGACGCCGACGAUCCCGACGACCCAGAAGGCCCCGACUACGACGGAGAAGGCCGCUGUCACCACGGAGAAGCCACACGCUUUGCAGGCUAGAGGUUUUGACGGCGCGAGCUUCGUCGGCGGCAUCAUCCUCACGCUAGGGCUCCUCGCCAUCGGCUUCAUGGGCUUCAAGUACUACAAGGCCCAAACUGAAAGAAACUAUCAUACUCUCUAAGCUUAAUGUCUAACUUCACUUCAAUUAUCUACGUAAGUGCACCUAACUUUAUUUUAUUUCACGUACACUUAGAAGUAUUUUCAUUUGUUUGACACUGAGUGAGUGCCCUAAGCACAUGUUCAGGAUACAGGGUGAUAAUUGAGUUAUCGAAUUCAUUGGUGGCUGGUCAUUAAGUGUUAGUGCUCUUUGUAUAGCAAGAUAGUCAAAAUUUGUGAAUCUGAUACGAGCCACUGAUUUUAUGUUUAAAUGUUAGGUUUAAGUGUAUUUGGCAUUUAUCUUGCUGGUCUUUUUUAUUUUGCGUUAUUAUUGAAGUAGCUUUCUUUUGUUUUUAACUUUGGUAAUUCUAUGUUAUAAUUUUUUUAAUUUUGAUUCAAUGUAUGUAUAAGGAUAAGGAUGCAAUCAACAUAUUUUGUAAAUUUUAUCUGAUGUUAAAAAUGUUAUAUUAGUCGAUGUUUAUAAGUAUCCACCUUUUCUAAACUAAAUGUGGUGCCAUGGCCUCUCAAACAACCAUAGCACUUUCUACGAUCUGCAUUUUCUUACUUUCUUGCAUUCAAACUUCAAACGAUUUUAGUUUUUAAUAGAGAUAUUAUUAUUGUUAAGUGUAAGUAUAAGGAAACGCAAUGUGAUGAUGAAAAUAAGGGUCUAAAAUAUUAGCUAUUUUGGUUUGGCACAUGAAAGAUGAAUCUCCUACGAAAUUAAUCAUUUUAUAAGCGUAAGACCCAGCGCAUGAACCAAUCGUAAGACUCCUAUAGUGAUUUUAGUAAAUGAUUUAGUUUAAAGUAUUACUUGAGUUAUUAACAACGCUCUGGGGAAAACAAUUCACUCGAAUAUUCUUGUAUUAAUCAAAGAAGUCUCAAGGAUGACGUGACGUCAACAUAUGCACAAAUACAAAGAUUCUUGUGUGUUGUUAUUUAUUACGCGCAUUUACUUAUCUGCAUUUGUAAGAAGAUAACGCAAACUCAAAUAACUAAUGAAUCUCUUCUUUAUAGUGUCAAACCAAUUCUGUAUAUUUUGAUUUUGUAAUUUUGCACGCUGAUAUUGUGAACUGGAAAGAUUCCAUCCUAAAGUGCUCUUAAUUGAUCUGAACUAUUUAUGUAUAUUCUGAAGCUUUACAACCACUAGAAGUUUCCUGUCAUCUAAACUACUGCUAUCAGCUAAAUGUCACAGUCAAUAGUUAUAUGAAUAAAUUUAUAUACCAAA